This is a messenger RNA of Quercus robur (English oak), 2580 nucleotides long. Its product is annotated as putative disease resistance protein RGA3. The record is from RefSeq and is a predicted model, not a curated record. NCBI's taxonomy places the organism in Eukaryota, Viridiplantae, Streptophyta, Magnoliopsida, Fagales, Fagaceae. Gene Ontology annotation, molecular function: protein binding; ADP binding. The transcript has a single exon. Gene Ontology annotation, biological process: defense response to other organism. Bases 1 to 2580 code for a protein of 859 amino acids.
AUGGCUGAAGUUGCCUAUGGUAUCGCAGGGAAGGUCCUGGAGCAGCUUGGAUCCCGUACUUUUCAAGAGAUCAGCUCAGCAUGGGGUGUCCGAAGUGAUCUGAAAAAGCUUGAGCACACAGUCUCAGCCAUUAAAGCUGUACUAUGUGAUGCUGAGGAGAGGCAAGCAAGUGACCAAAGUCUAAGGACUUGGUUAGGGGAGCUCAAAGAUGUCCUUCAUGAUGCGGAGAAUGUGCUGGAUGAAUUUCACUACCGAGUUCUGCAAAAGGAAGCAAUGAAGAGAUACGGGAGCACAAAAAAAAAGGUGUGUUAUUUCUUUUCUGGUUCUAAUCCACUUGUAUUCCACGUUGAAAUGGCACAUAAAAUCAAGAAUGUUAGGGAGAGGGUAGAUGCUAUUUCAGGUAAUAAGGAUAAAUUCAAUCUUGCCCCAGGACAUGAACCUAGGAAUAUAAAAAUUCACAAGAGGGACAUGACCCACUCCUUUGUAGAUCCUUCUAAUGUCAUCGGUAGGGAUGAUGAUAGAAAAGAGAUCAUACGUCUUUUGAUGAACCCAGAUGAUAGAAGAAAUGUCAAUGUAAUUCCUAUAGUUGGGCUUGGAGGUUUGGGGAAGACCGCACUUGCGAAGUUGGUGUAUAAUGAUAAAUUGUUAGUUAGUCAUUUUCAAUUGAGAAUGUGGGUGUGUGCAUCUGAGGAUUUUAAUGUUACUAGUUUGAUAAAAGAAAUCCUAAAGUCUGCAAUUGUUAAGAUUGAUGAGAAUUUCGGUGUGGAUGGGUUUCAAAAUAACUCAAGAGAACUUUUGAGAGAUAAGAAAUUUAUAGAUAAUUUGGGUGUGGAUGAGUUGCAAUUUAGAUUAAGAAAACUUUUAAAAGAUAAAAAAUUUCUACUUGUCUUGGAUGACGUUUGGAAUGAGGAUCGUAAUAAAUGGAUGGAAUUGGAAGAUUUGUUACUUGGUGGUUGCAAUGGAAGUAAAAUCAUGGUGACAACACGAAAUAGCUCGGUUGCUACAAUUAUGGGUACUGUUCCCACAUACCAUUUAGAUGGUCUAUCUCAUGAGGAUUGUAUGUCUUUAUUUAAGAAAUUGGCAUUUAAGGAGCUCUUAGAAAUUGGAAAUGACAUUGUUAAAAAAUGUAAAGGCGUUCCAUUGGCAGUGAGGACUUUAGCUAGCCUACUUUAUUUAAAAGUUGAUGAACGGGAGUGGAAAUCUGUGAGAGAUAAUGAGAUAUGGCAUUUAAAACAGAAUGAGGGAGACAUCUUACCCGUAUUAAGGCUCAGUUACAAUCAAUUGCCCUUUCACUUGAAGCAAUGCUUUGCCUAUUGCUCUCUUUUCCCAAAGGAUUAUGAAUUCAAAACUUCUCUUUUGGUUCAAUUUUGGAUGGCACAUGGACUUCUUCAAUCACCUGACAAUGAAAAACAACAGUUGGAAGAUAUUGGUGAGUUGAAUAUCAAGGAGUUAAUGUCAAGAUCUUUAUUUCAAGAUGUAUAUAAAGAUGCUAUGUGUGAUUAUAACUUUAAAAUGCACGAUCUUGUCCAUGAUCUUGCAAUCUCAAUUGCCAAAGGUGAGUGUUCUGUAGUGACCAAGACGUCCACCCCUGUUGCAGAAGUUUGUCAUCUAUCAAUUUUGGAGAGUGGGCAAGAAGUUACAACACAAUUAGAGAGGUUGAGCAAAGUUCAAACUGUUAUUUUCAAAACAGAGCAACCCAUGUCCAUACUUAAAGCUUGUACCUCAAGAUUUAAGUACUUGCGGGUGCUUGAUUUGAGCAAUUCAUCCUUUGAGAUGUUGCCAAAUUCUAUUGGAAGUUUGAAACAUUUGAGAUAUCUCGACCUAACAAGAAAUGGCAAAAUCAAGCAACUUCCAAAUUCCAUUUGCAAGCUACACAGUUUGCAAACUUUACGGCUUGGUGGUUGCAACAAUCUUGAACGGUUGCCCAAAGGUGUAAGGGACAUAAUCAGCCUCAGGUUUUUGGUUAUUACAACAAAGCAUACCUGCUUGUCGGAGAAGACAGUGGGUUGCUUGGAUUCUCUUCGAUUUUUGUUGAUACGUGAUUGUGAGAAUCUAAAAUGUCUAUUUGAAGAGAUGGAGGGGCGCCUCACCUAUCUUCGAACAUUGGUUGUUCUAAAAUGUCCAAGUUUGAUUUCUUUAUCACUCAGUAUCAAACACCUAACUGCCCUAGAGACCCUGGGAAUUAGGGAUUGUAAAGAGCUUAGUUUGAUGGAGAUGGAGGGAGAAGACAAUCAAGAUCUCAAGUUCAGCCUCCAAAAUUUGAUAAUUGGAGGUUUACCUAAGUUAGAGGUUUUGCCCCAAUGGCUCCAAAGAUCCGCAAACACUUUACAGCUGCUAUGGAUUGGAGAAUGUGAAAAUUUCACGGCUUUGCCAGAGUGGCUGCCAUGUCUGGAAUCACUUCACACACUUACGAUUGGCAAAUGCCCUAAGUUGUCAUCUCUCCCGGAGGGGAUGGAAGCUCUCACUGCACUAAGACAAUUGGUGAUUGAAGGUUGUCCUAAUUUGAGUAGAAAAUGCAGAGAAGAAGAUUCGCACAAGAUUGCUCAUGUACCAAAGAUUGCACUCGACAAGGAAAUUUGA